CUCACACCAAAGAGUAAUGGCCUUCCUGUUUGGUGAGUGUGUGUUUGCACAAGAGAGGCUCAGCUGGUUCCCUUGGCAGUGCAGAAUACAGUAUGUAAAUGCAGGUAGAGGCUGCACCUCUUGGGGAUUUAAACAGAUAGAAAAAGGUGGGGAAGGCCAGAAAGAAAAGGGUGAGGAUCAGCAAAAGAUGCCCUGACACCUAGUGGCUGAGCAAGGAAGGAAAGAACUCAGAGUGGAAAAAGAAUACUCACUCUAGUGUGAGCACGCUGGGCCAGGUUGGCAUGGAAAAAAGGGGGCGGCUGGAGGUCAGAAAACAAGCAUGAGUUUGUCGAAUCUCCACGCCCCUCCAUCCACAACACCCCUCCUCCUCAUCCCUCCAUCCUGUUUACCUACUUGAAAGCUUUCAAAGGCCCUCUGUGUAAGUCGUAAGCAAGGGUAUUAGGUGAGGGGGAGUACAAAUAGUGGGCAACAUCACAACAUCUCCCACCUAAGGAUAAGCUCAGAAGAAGAAGAGCAUAGUGGGUCAGUGGGUGCAGACAUGCCUUGCAAAUUCUUUCUAUUUCUCUCACUUUGGCUUUUCUUGCCAACCUCUGAUGCUGGAAGACAGAUGCCUAAACUUUCUGCUAGAAAACUCUGCGCUGACUCAGAAUGCAGCUAUGCUAUUCUGAUAGCUCGUGCUGUGCAGGACUACGACCCCGCAGACUGCAGGUUCAUCUCCAUCAGACAGGGGCAGCUUGUUUAUGUCUAUGCCAUGCUACAGGACACUGGGAACCUCUUCUGGGCAGGCAGUGUUCAGGAUUCCUAUUAUGGAGGACAGGAGGCUCGUAUUGGUCACUUUCCAAGCACUGUGGUGGAGGAGGUUCAAGCUCUCGAGCCAGCCAACACAGAAGUGAAGACGACCAAAUGGGACUUUUACUGUAACUGAAAUGGGAUCCCCAAGGAGAACAAAAUUCUGGGCAUUACAACAUUCUACGGCAGCCUCUUCAUUAGGUACACCUGUAGAAUCAAAUGCAAAGUUAUUGUUGUAGUUUGUAAUUGUAGAAAUUAACUGCAUCAUGUUGAGAGCUGUUUUUAAUAUUUUGGUUAUCUUAGUUAGGAAGAAAAUAUACUGGGGUGGGGGAGAAUUUUGGUAUAAUGCAUUGCAACUAGUGGCAAAUGAGGGCCAAAUGUAGGCUCAGUUUUGGCAAGCAGUAGAAAAUGCUUGCGUUUCUCAUCUAGCACCUUAGAACUCGUUAUCCAACAAACAAAAUAAAAACAUUUUCAUGCAAAAAAAUAUAUAUGUUGGUUGAAAUUUCAUUCCUAUAUCAAUGCGUCAGUGUGUUUUUUAAGAUGAAAGAAAAUAAACCGCUUUGUAAAAUCA
Phyllopteryx taeniolatus (common seadragon) is the source of this 1360-nucleotide messenger RNA. It is a transcript of the gene mia, whose product is annotated as MIA SH3 domain containing. Gene Ontology annotation, biological process: extracellular matrix organization. The coding region runs from base 539 to 925 and encodes 128 amino acids. Gene Ontology annotation, molecular function: protein binding. The record is from RefSeq and is a predicted model, not a curated record. The transcript has 4 exons. NCBI's taxonomy places the organism in Eukaryota, Metazoa, Chordata, Actinopteri, Syngnathiformes, Syngnathidae.